Molecule: messenger RNA, 1411 nt
Organism: Rhinichthys klamathensis goyatoka
Lineage: Eukaryota; Metazoa; Chordata; Actinopteri; Cypriniformes; Leuciscidae
Gene: cnn1b
Product: calponin 1, basic, smooth muscle, b
Exons: 7
Coding region: 328-1218 (296 amino acids)
Biological process (GO): actomyosin structure organization
Molecular function (GO): actin binding
Source: RefSeq, a predicted model, not a curated record
UCCAAAGCAAAACCAGCUGAGAAGCGCUGAACUACACAAAUCAGGAGCAUCCCUGAUUCACUUCAAAGUGGAAAAAGUGACAUCGGACGCGUUUAAUGCCAUGCGGGUGACAUCAUUUUUGCAGAGCGGCGUGACGUCACAGUUGAACGUCGGCCCCGGCCAAUCAGCGCUCGCUCAGCGCACGCACAGAUGAGAAGAGUUUAAAAAAGAUUGUGGAAAAGAAGAUGUGGCCCAAACCUUCACACAUGACCGGACAGUUGGACUGGAGAUCACAGGUCUAACAUUAGCUAUAUCGCCAUCCUCUCGCCGAAUCUGCUGACAAACACAAUGUCGACUCACUUCAAGAGCGGACCUGCUUUCGGACUGUCUGCGGAGGUCAAGAGUAAGCUGGCCCACAAGUACGACCCCCAAAAGGAGGAGGAGCUAAGAAUGUGGAUCAGUGAGGUCACAGGCCGCAAGCUCCCAGAGAACUUCAUGGAGGGACUGAAAGAUGGAGUUGUCCUCUGCGAGCUUAUCAAUAUCCUUCAUCCUGGCUCUGUAAGAAAGAUCAACAACUCUCCUCAAAACUGGCAUCAGCUGGAAAAUAUUGGCAAUUUUGUCCGAGCCAUUCAAGAUUACGGAAUGAGGCCAGAUGAUAUAUUUGAGGCCAACGACCUGUUUGAGAACGUCAACCACACUCAGGUCCAGAGCACACUUAUCACACUGGGUGGCAUGGCGAAAUCUAAAGGCUUCCAUUCUAAAUGUGACAUUGGAGUGAAGUACGCAGAGAAACAUCAGCGCAGAUUUGCUCCGGAGAAACUAAAGGAGGGACGCAACAUUAUCGGUCUGCAGAUGGGCACCAAUAAGUUUGCCAGUCAAAAGGGCAUGACAUCAUAUGGCACACGGCGUCACCUCUACGACCCUAAGACGGGUAUGGAAAAUCCUCUGGACCAAUCAACAAUCAGCCUGCAGAUGGGCACCAACAAAGGAGCCAGUCAGGCCGGCAUGACGGCCCCGGGCACCAAGCGCCAGAUCUUCGAUAAGAAGCUGGACAUGGAGAUGUGCGACAGCUCAACCGUCUCACUGCAGAUGGGCACCAACAAGGUGGCGUCCCAGACGGGCAUGACGGUGUACGGUCUGCCCCGUCAGGUGUACGACAGCAAGUACUGCUCCAGCCCCGACGACCACAUCAACAACGGGCAGGACUCAGAGAUGGACGGAUAUCAGUAUUCCGACUAGGACGGACAGACAGACAGCCGCCAGCACGCUGCUUUUUUAAAACCUUCACCAGCACUAUUUUUGAUAUUCCAGAUUCAUGUCGACCAGUAGGACCAGCUUGACCUCUGACAUCACAGCCACAGCACUUCAGUGACUGACCGUGCGUAGAAAACAAAACUAGGAGGAUUUCCUUCGCUUUUUGUUUUUUAGAACA